Zophobas morio is the source of this 2603-nucleotide messenger RNA. RefSeq names its product E3 ubiquitin-protein ligase ZNRF1. The record is from RefSeq and is a predicted model, not a curated record. Gene Ontology annotation, biological process: protein K48-linked ubiquitination; proteasome-mediated ubiquitin-dependent protein catabolic process. Lineage: Eukaryota; Metazoa; Arthropoda; Insecta; Coleoptera; Tenebrionidae. Bases 335 to 964 code for a protein of 209 amino acids. Gene Ontology annotation, molecular function: ubiquitin protein ligase activity. Gene Ontology annotation, cellular component: cytoplasm; intracellular membrane-bounded organelle; membrane. The transcript has 4 exons.
AUAAAUUGACGUAUCUUGUCAUUGUCAAACUGUAGGAAAAUGGUGCAAAAUAACAUGGUUUUUAUAUCUAAAAAUUCGUGUUGGCCCGUGCCAAUACGUCAAAAUUAUUCGAUGAUCGGUCUUUAAUUUCGCAAAACAGUGUUCCGUGACAUUUUGUGCUAAUUUACUAGCUUGUUGUGUGUUUUUACACGUUUUAUUAAGUUCAUAAACAAAGGCCAUGUCAUUUGUCAAAUCAGGUGAUUUUUUUGCAAAAAAUUUAUGACGAAGUGCGGAGUGUUCCAUGCCGUAAACAUGUAAAUAGUGCGCUGUCUGUGUAGUAAAACAAAAAUAAAAAAUGGGUGCUAAACCGAGUACAGCUAAUGGGACCCAGAGCCCUCGCACCAGAGCCUUCUCCACGAGUAGUAGUUCGGAAGUUGUCACAGCCCCAGGCUUUCGAUUUAUGAGAUCCUUGGGAAUGGACAUGUCGAAUGAUCGCCAAAGAGCACGGUCGUUAUCUAGUGUUCCAGAUUUACAUACUAGUCAUGAAACAAUUGCCAUACCGGCGACAGGCGCCAGUUUUGACGUUUCCACCGGUGCCAGUCCAGAGACGGACAGCAGCUCGGCAGAGGAUACAGCGGGUGCCCUCGGUUCUGCCGCCUCCAGCAUUGCCCUAGGACGGGUGUACGCUGCACAUUCAUUACCUUCACAUAUAUGGUCGCUAAAUGGGAUCAAAUGCCCAGUUUGCAGCAAAUUUGUUAUUCCUGAUGACAUAGAAUGUCACCUAGUCAUGUGCCUCACUAAACCACGGCUUUCCUACAACGAAGACGUUUUGACUGACGAUAAAGGAGAGUGUGUGAUAUGCCUAGAAGAAUUAAGUCAGGGAGAUGUAAUAGCCCGUCUUCCUUGUCUUUGUAUAUAUCAUAAGAUGUGCAUAGAUCAAUGGUUUGAAGUAAAUCGAUCGUGUCCCGAACAUCCUGGUGACUAGCAAAACGCUGUUGUAAACUAGGGUUUGUAUAUAUGUACAUAAUAUGCUGAAGUGAAUUGUGAGAAACAAUCUUAAAUAAUGCAGUAGCUACAGUACACUAUAGCAGUCUUCAGAUAACGAAGAUUAAAACAAUAGUUACCUAUCCUAAUUAAUUAAGUACCACAUUGUUAUUGUUUUGUCAUUUUUUACGAUUUUCUAUAUAGUAGUUUUAAUAAUAUGAUUACUACCAAGGCAUUCGACAAAAAUAUUGUUAUAGUGUUUACAUAUCAAUUUGUUUUAUUACGACAAAAUAAUUAAACAAUUUUCUUUACAUGGUGCAUAGUUUGUUCUGAACUGUCUUCACUGAUAAGCGUUGAUAGUGAUUUGUAUGUUAAUGCGGCAGCUACGGGUCUAGUGUUAUGAUGAGAUAAAGUUUUAUUUUCUGGAAAAAAAUGAAAUAUUUUUGAUACUUUCAUAUGACUGUUAACAAAACGAUUUGAUUUGUCUAAAUUAUUAAAACUUAUUUGUGAGACAUCAUAUUCUUCUAUCGUAUUCCUUUAAAAGUAUUAUCUCAAAUCUCAUAAUAAUUAAUGUCACAUAUAUCUAAAGGACACAACAUUAUUAUGACUUAAGUUUAAGUUAACAGAUACUGUUAAGUCAGCUUAAAUCAUCAAAGUCAUAAAUAGCAGAAUUCAAUAAUUGCUUAAUAAAAAAUGAUUUAAUCUGAACUGUGACAUUUCAAAAAAUAAUUUUAAUAUGUAUACAAUUGGUCCCAACUUUGUUGGUUUCUUAUGUCCUCUUUUAUAACUUAUAUGCCAUUCUUUCCAUUUUGUAUAUUUUUUGUUGAAAACUACAAAAUGAUGUUCUUGUUUUUAUCACUUUGAAUGCAAAAACACAACGGGUCGUUUGAAAUCACAUCUUUUUUAGCAUCAAUGAACCCUUAUUCUAAAAACACUUUUACACAAAUCGUUGUAAUUGUUUUUUCGGGAACUUUGUAUUUAAAAAUGUAUGCCGCAUCAUUGCAAAGCAUUGCUAAAAGGAUGUUUUGUUUUCUUCUUUGUAGAAGAGACGUGUUAAAAUAUUAAACUAUUGCUGUAUAUACAAGUAUUUUUUUAAAUUAAAAAUAAACAGAAGCCUUGGUCAUGUUAGUUCAGUACCAAAACAGGCUGGUAGUGAUAUGAGCAACCUAUUUUUUAUUCUAGCCAAUGUGAAUGUGAAAUCAACCAAAGACUUUUUGUUGAAGUGAUUUAAUAAUAAGGUGCUAUAACUAAGCAAAAUAUUAAAUUUUAAGUUGAUAUAUGCGUAAUGAUUAAUGAAUGAGUUGUAACAGUAAUGGUCUGGGAGCAAGAUUUUGUAUUACACUUACCUCAAAUAUUGUCAUUUAGCUUCUAAUAAAGAAGUGCCAUAAGUUAAGUCUUGUUUCCUGAAUUUGUAUUGAUUUUGAAAGGUGGUGUUUUAUGUUCUGCGGAAUUUCCAGACCAAGGGAUAGCAAAAGACGAGUGACUGAUUUGAAUAAAUAACAAAAAUAACUGAUGAUUCUCAUUUUAUAAUCAUUUUUGUUAGUUUUAUUAAUUAAUUAUUCAUUUGGGUUAUUGUAAUAAAUAAUAAUAAAAUUAAGAUGUAGCCUUGUAGUGAUAAAUAAUAAAUGCCAUUUUCACAA